AUGUUUUUACCAAUAAACACUUAAAGUAUUUAAUUUUAAGAAUAUUAGAAACAUAUUUGAAUGUCAAUGAUUGUUUGGAUGGAUUGAAAGGAUAGAAAUUACAUGACAUUUCACUUUAGAUUACUUAAGCUAGAAAUGAGAUUUUAAAAUAGAUGUAAUAAUCAACUAAUCGAAAGAGAGUAUUGGCUGAAGAAAUGAGUUAAAAUAUUGAUGAAUUCUUAGAAGCUGUAAUAAUAAAUUGAAAUAAUGAGUUUAGAAACAUUCUAUUAGUAAAAGAUUUCAGAAAUAAGUCUUUAAUUUGAUUGAUUCCAAGAAGAUUGAAUAAGAAUGUGAAUAACAUAAGAUAGUAUGUAUUGAAACAGAUGAAGUUAAAGAUGAUUUUAAGUAAUUGCAUGAUUUGAUUAAAUCUACAUUUUGUAAAUGA
Paramecium primaurelia is the source of this 424-nucleotide messenger RNA. NCBI's taxonomy places the organism in Eukaryota, Ciliophora, Oligohymenophorea, Peniculida, Parameciidae. The record is from the annotation of a GenBank genome assembly.